AAAUUCUUUCGUGUCACUCGGGAGUCAGGGUCAUCUCGGCAAAACCCUAACCUUUUUCAUGGAUUCUCCUUCCGAAGUCACAAUUCUUCUAUACUAUUCCUCCUUGGCAGCCGCUGCGAGCUGCCUCUCCAUUAUCCAUAUAUCUAUCCUCAGGCUCACUUGAGGAACAAGGAGAGGAGUGAAAGAGAUAUAAGAUGUCAUCCUUCAUGUCGAUUAGCCACAGUUGGGGUGCGAGGGAUAUAGCUCUCACUUUUGGGUUUAAUUCCCCGAGUCCUGCUGCUACUUGCAAUCAGAGGACUGGAGUAUGGAAAUCUCCGGAGGCAGCCGUUGCUCAAAAUUUUCAUCUUCCAAUGCGCAGCCUUGAAGUUAAAAAUAGAACAUCUGUGGAUGACAUAAAAGGUCUAAGAUUAAUAACAGCCAUCAAGACCCCAUAUUUACCUGAUGGGAGAUUCGACCUCGAAGCCUAUGAUGCCUUAAUGAACAUGCAGAUUAUGAAUGGCGCACAAGGUGUAAUUGUGGGAGGCACAACAGGUGAAGGCCACCUUAUGAGUUGGGAUGAACACAUAAUGCUCAUUGGACACACCGUCAAUUGCUUUGGCUCUUCAAUCAAAGUAAUAGGAAACACUGGAAGCAACUCAACCAGGGAGGCAAUACAUGCAAGCGAACAAGGUUUUGCCGUCGGCAUGCACGCCGCCCUCCACAUCAAUCCUUACUAUGGCAAAACAUCUUUGCAAGGUAUGAUUUCUCACUUUGAAACUGUUCUUUCCAUGGGACCAACCAUCAUCUAUAACGUACCAUCAAGAACUGGACAAGAUAUUCCUCCAACUGUUAUAAGUAAAAUAUCUGGAAAUCCUAAUAUGGCUGGCGUCAAGGAAUGCGUAGGAAAUGAUAGGAUAAGGGAAUAUGUGGAUGGAGGAAUGGCGAUUUGGAGUGGCAAUGAUGAUGAGUGUCAUGAAGCAAGGUGGGCUUAUGGGGCUGUUGGAGUCAUAUCUGUGACGAGCAAUCUUGUUCCAGGUUUGAUGUAUGAGCUUAUGUUCAAAGGUAAGAAUACAUUACUGAAUUCCAAGGUGAUGCCUUUGAUUAAGUGGCUUUUUGGCGAGCCGAAUCCUAUAGGCCUUAAUACUGCUCUAGCUCAGCUUGGGGUGAUCAGGCCUGUUUUUAGAUUGCCUUAUGUUCCACUUCCUAUUGCGAAGAGAAUCGAGUUUGUUAGAAUAGUGGAAGGAAUUGGAAGAGAGCAUUUUGUUGGAGAUGGGGAUGUGGAGGUUCUUGAUGAUGAUGAAUUUGUUUUAGUUGGUCGAUAUUAGGUUGUUCUGGAUUAGGUUCUGGAUGAUUAUUAUUUAUAUGACUGUUUUGGGAAUGUACUUCUGUGUAGACAUAUCAAGUUUUGUUUGUAAUGUUAUCAGUUGAAUUGCUAUCAAUAAUAUUUUGCUUGGAAAUGUUGUGAAUU
Dendrobium catenatum is the source of this 1447-nucleotide messenger RNA. Its product is annotated as 4-hydroxy-tetrahydrodipicolinate synthase, chloroplastic. Gene Ontology annotation, molecular function: 4-hydroxy-tetrahydrodipicolinate synthase activity. The transcript has 4 exons. The coding region runs from base 195 to 1304 and encodes 369 amino acids. The record is from RefSeq and is a predicted model, not a curated record. Lineage: Eukaryota; Viridiplantae; Streptophyta; Magnoliopsida; Asparagales; Orchidaceae.